Pyricularia pennisetigena is the source of this 1584-nucleotide messenger RNA. RefSeq lists its product as uncharacterized. The transcript has 2 exons. The record is from RefSeq and is a predicted model, not a curated record. Bases 1 to 1584 code for a protein of 527 amino acids. NCBI's taxonomy places the organism in Eukaryota, Fungi, Ascomycota, Sordariomycetes, Magnaporthales, Pyriculariaceae.
AUGUCAUUGCAUGACUCCAUUCACGACGAACAAGGCUUUCAGCUCGAUCCGCAAGGCAAUGAUUUGAUCACAAACAGCGACGACACUCUUGUUGAUCAAGAUGGUACCAAUGCCCCCCUACUGCCUACCAUGAUUACAUUCCCAUCAGCCGCCAACCGUGAUCCCCCACUUGUUUGGCAACAAGGGUCCGGACCCCGAUUGAACCAUCAGCCUAGACGACAAACCCCUAGAGACUGUACACACUCAACCGUCGUGCGCUUCCAUGAUGACAACUUUGUCUGCCCAAACUGCCUUUGUGAGCCGAUCGAGGGUUAUGUCUAUCACUGUGUCGAGGAUCUUGAGAUCAGGUUGAACAACGCAAUUCUUGAGAACAACUUUGUCGCUUGGGAUGAAUUUGGAAAAGGACUCGCCAAGCUUGUCAAGCCACCCACGCGAGGCCCGGACCGAAGAGCAACUGCAGACAGAGAAACCAUCCUCGCAGAGAUGACGGCAGAGCAGAGGGCCAGUUAUACUGAGGAACAAAUUGAGAAGCUCGUUGCCCAGCGCAAGCAGGCCCUUGUGGCAGCCAGGGCUUCGGCAGCACAGGGUGGAAAUUCUUCAGAUAGGCCUUGGGUAUUAUCACCAAGGCAAGAGUGCGAUAUGGAGUUCUGUCACGCCUGUCGUCCCUAUUUUGCUGAAAGGAGCUACCUGAGUCUGAAUGGUAUUGUCAAUGGAGACGUGCCGGCUACUGCAGCACUGGGGUUUGGCUUUCAUGCGUAUUCCUCUCGCCCUUUAUAUAACCCAAAGGUCGCCAGGAAUCUUGGUCUUCGACGCCCUCCUGAACCCUUUCCAGCCAGCCAUACCCAGUUCAGUCUUAUGGACCUAAUCGAGUCACAUGUGAACCAGCUCAAUACAUACCCACCACCUCAUCAGACCUUUGACUUUCAACACAGCCAUGCAAUGGGAUUCCCUCUCACCCCCUUUGCCAGUGGAAGUUAUGAGCCUAAGGCUGGUAGCGGUUUCUUUGGUUGCGAGGUAACCAGGCCGCCAUGGACCCCUCCGCCAACUCCGCAUUCAGUCGAAUCCAACGACCAAUAUAAAUCUAUUGGCAGCAGUAACAUCAUUUCCCACGGCGGCCGAAGUCCUUUUUCCAUCAAGGGCAACUCAUUUGUGCGACAGCAACUUUUCCAGACCGUACCAGGUGGCAUCGCCCACAGCUCCGCCGAUGACCUGAACGAAAAGAUACCACGGAGCUUGCCGGCUUGUAUUUUCAAACAAGGUCAGCUCAAGUAUAUGACGGAGGAAGCCUGUGACGUAGGUCUCGGGCUGCCUUUCAACAGAGAGGAAUACGACUCUGCCUGCUCAACAAUGCUGCCCCCGCCGGAUUCCGAGGAAGUAUUUGGACUCAGCGACGGUGAUGUCAGGCCUGUUAGCACCAUGACUGUAAAAGAUCAUGGCAUUGCUCGCGACUUGCGCCCAAAGACGAGGAUGGAGUGCAUAGAGGAGGAAGAGGGACAAUUUGGCGAGAGCCCUCUCCAAGUAAUGGAUGGAAUCGCACUCACAGAGGAGGCGGUACAGGCUGGAACCCCGGACAUUGUUAUUUGA